Messenger RNA from Cladocopium goreaui, 2745 nucleotides. The record is from the annotation of a GenBank genome assembly. NCBI's taxonomy places the organism in Eukaryota, Dinophyceae, Suessiales, Symbiodiniaceae.
AUGAGCGAUGUGCGUUUUGAUAAUCGGGUUGCUGUAAUCACCGGAGCCGGCGGCGGGCUGGGGCGAGCUUACGCUUUGAUGCUGGCCGAACGGGGAGCCAAAGUCGUGGUGAACGAUCUUGGCGGUGGGGUCGAUGGCACCGGCUCGGGCAGCAACAUGGCCGACCAGGUAGUCCAGGAAAUCAAAGACGCCGGCGGCGAGGCGGUCGCCAACUACGAUUCGGUGGCCACCGUCGAAGGCGGCAACGCCAUGAUCCAGACAGCCCUGGAUAGCUUCGGCCAGGUCGAUAUUGUCAUCAACAACGCCGGUAUUCUCCGCGACAAGAGCUUCGCCAAGAUGACGUCCGAGGAAGUUGCGGCCGUAAUCGAUGUGCACUUGAUUGGGGCGUUCAACGUCACGCGAAGUGCUUUCGAAUUCAUGAAGAACGCUGCUUACGGUCGCUUGUUGUUCACCACGUCUGCCGCCGGGCUGUUUGGUAAUUUCGGCCAGGCCAAUUACGCAGCAGCCAAGAUGGGGCUGGUCGGACUUUCGAACGUUUUGGCGAUCGAAGGCGAGAAGUACAACAUCAAGUCGAACGUCAUCGCCCCAGUCGCAAAGACUCGGUUAAGCGAACACGUGCUGAGUGCGUUUGGCGAUGCCUUGGACAUCGGGUUCGUCGCUCCACUGGCGGCUUAUUUGGUUUCCGAAGAAUGCUCGCUCUCGCACGAGGUCAUUUCCGUAGGCGGUGGUCGUUACGCCCGAGUGUUCGUCGGCGAGGCUCCCGGCUGGAAUGCCCCUGGGGCAAAAAUCCCCUCGCCUGAGAGUGUUCGCGACAAUAUCGACGGCGUGAUGAACACCGAAGGGUUUACCAUCCCCCGCAGUGCCACCGACGAAAUCAUGGCGCUGGAGCAAUUCAUGCCAAUCGAUCCCUCGCGUGCCCUGGGGGCCGAGUUGCCUGGCGAAGAUUUCACGUGGGACGAAGAUCAGGUGAUCCUCUAUCAACUUGGUUUGGGGUGCGGAGUGCCGGCCACCGAUCCGCGCGAGUUGGCUUACACCUACGAGGGAUUGUUGAAGGUUCUGCCCACCUGGGGUGUUAUCCCCGUGCAUGACAUGAUGGCUCACGUGCUCGAGAUUCCCGGCAUGGAGUUCAACCCCUUCAUGCUGUUGCAUGGUGAGCAAGAGCUGGAGAUUCACAAGCCGAUUCCCACGGCGGCCACCGUUUCGAAUACCGGUCGCGUGGCCGAAAUCUACGAUAAGGAGAAGGCUGCGCUAGUGAUCUUCGAGACCACCUCGAAAGACCAAAGCGGCGAACUGUUGUUCACGAAUCGCUUCUCGAUGUACAUGCGCGGCGAAGGCGGCUUCGGCGGGCCCAGUGGACCCAAGCCGGGUAACGAACCGCCCGAGCGCGAGGCCGACUUAGUCGUCGAGACACAGACUUUCCCCCAGCAGGCAUUGUUUUACCGGCUGAAUGGCGACAAGAACCCGCUGCAUGCCGACCCUGAGUUCGCCAAGGUGGCCGGUUUCGAUCAGCCGAUUUUGCAUGGGCUUUGCACGUAUGGCAUCGUCUGCAAACAGGUGAUCGACAACCUGCUCGAUGGAGAAACAGCGCGGGUAGCAAAAUACCAGGUGCGGUUCCGUGGCGUCGUCAUCCCCGGCGACACCAUAGUGACCUCGAUGUGGAAAGAGGAUAAUCGUAUUGUGAUCAGCUCCCACAAUAAGGCGCGUCUUAACGUCUGCCGUUGUGUUACUGCAUACGUCUGUCUUCGGAGCGAACGCCUCAUGUCCUGGUCGCUGAUGCUGCUUUGUGCUGCGCUGUUUACAUCGCCCGCCCAACAAACACCUUCGCACGACCUGAACGUGGUCGCCGAGCAGGCCCUGUCGAAGUUGCCAGGUCACACUGGGUUUCUCUUCACCGAGAUCGUCGACGGGAAGCCCCAGACGCUGGGCGCCGUUCGCUCCGACGAACGCUUUGCCGUCGGCUCCAGCUUCAAGCUGUUCAUCCUCGGUGCCUUGGCUGAAGAAGUGAACGAUGAUCGUCGCGCCCUCGAUAACAUCAUGCGGCUCGAGAAGCAGUUCGUCGGCCCUCCCCACAGCGAGAUGGCCGAUUGGCCGAUGGGUUCUCCCGUCACCCUGCAAACGCUCGCCCUGAAGAUGAUCUCGAUCAGCGAUAACACGGCCACCGAUCAUCUCCUGCAUCUGUUGGGGCGAACCCGUGUAGAAGAACAGAUGACCGUCAUGGGCGAUCAGCACCCCGAGUGGAACAUUCCGUUGCUGUUUACCCGCGAAAUGACGAUGCUCCGCGACAAGAACAAAGAUACUCCUGGGCUCGAGUACCAGAAGCUGGACGUAGCGGGGAAACGGAAAUUCCUCGCCGAGAAGCUCUCCGCUCAACCUGACUACGACGAGCUCGACUUCGAUACUGCCAACUACGACCUGGCCGAAUGGUAUGCCACCCCGAUGGACAUGGCCCACACUUUGGUGUGGCUCCAACAGAAUACCACUGAGGACGACGCGGCUAACGCGAUUCGCGGCGUGAUGGCUGUCGAGACCAAGCUGCCGCACAAUCCAGAAGAGUGGCCCUACGUAGGGUUUAAAGGCGGCUCGGAAGAUCAGCUCAUCGCCGGCAACUGGUUGCUGAAAAACCGUAACGGCAAAUGGUAUACCUUCCAUGUUUACUGGAACGAUCCGGACAGCAAGAUUGACGAGCACAAGAUGAUCGAAGCCCUCACCACGAUCUUCUCCGCUGUCACGCAGUCGGUAAAGUAG